Messenger RNA from Megalobrama amblycephala (Wuchang bream), 1375 nucleotides. RefSeq lists its product as uncharacterized. NCBI's taxonomy places the organism in Eukaryota, Metazoa, Chordata, Actinopteri, Cypriniformes, Xenocyprididae. The coding region runs from base 22 to 732 and encodes 236 amino acids. The transcript is spliced from 3 exons. The record is from RefSeq and is a predicted model, not a curated record.
AAACUGGCUGCCUUGGGCUAUAUGCCCAUUUUAUUUAUAGGCAAAAAAAGAAAAAAUUCAUGGAUCGCCAAUAUAAGUGCUGGAAUGGCACUGACUGAGGACACAAGACCUUUUGUUGAUGCCAUGAAAAAGGCAUAUGAGUAUAUACUUAAAAAGCAAGGUCCCCAGAUGUCUCAGCCCCAGCCCCAGCCUGACCAGCAUAUCCAACAGCAUAUCCCCACAACAGAGCCCCAGCCCCCAGAGUCUCUGGUCCACCAUCAGCCGCAGAUACAGCUCCAGGUCCUGACCCAGCCACAGCCCCAGCAAUUUCAGCCACGGACUGCCAAUUCAAACCCCAAUAAAAGAAAAAAGGAAAAGCGCACACAAGGGAGGAAACUCUUUGCUGGCCUCCGGAGAAGGAAGUGGAAGUCUAAGAAAGAUUCCAUCCAAACCCAGGAAGAAACCCAAGUGUGUGCUUUUGUGCCUGAGGAUCCAUCGCAGGAGCUUCCACACACAUCCAGAGUGGAUCCGACAGGCACAGAUCCGUCUGAGCCAACGGUUCAUGUCUAUGUCAGCCUGAUGCUUCUGGGUUUAGUUUUCAUUUUUCCUCGUCUUCUGCUGGUUCCUCACCUGAUCUGCACAGGUGUAUUUCGUCACAAGCAGAUGCUGCUGGAGUUCAUUCUCAUGCUGUAUAUUAACAUGUUGUUGUGCAUUUUUCAGGAUCCUUUGAAUCUCUUUAUGAUGUGGGAUUGAAACUGAAGUCGAGACGUGGUGUCUUUUAUCAUGUAGGAUUUCGAAACUCUGAUUUCAAACGAGUAUGUUGCCCUUUCUGUAUACCAAUGUUAUAAUCGUUAACGAAAACGAACGGAAAAACGAAAACUAGGUGGGAAAAAACAUUGUCGUUAACUGAAAUAGAAUAAAAACGAGGCAUUACAAAAAAACGAUAACUAACUAAAACUGUAAUGUGUGUUUGGAAAAACUAACUAAAAUAAAAUAAAAUUAUAGAUUAAAUGUCCUUAGUUUUCGUCUUUAUCAAUGUCUUUCAUAGAGCAAAUAACGUUUAGCUGCAUUUCCUUUCCCUGCGUCUCUCACAUACGCACACACACAUACUUGUUUUUGCUACAUUGCGGGGACUCAUGAGUAGGAGGUUACAUGUGGGGACAGCAAUUUCUAAAUACAAUAAAGCCAUAAUUUUAAGUCAGAGGUGUCAGGAGGAAUUUUUUAUUCAAAAAAAUCAUAUUUAUUAUCAAAAAAAUCUUAAGUUUAAAAAGCUUCGUUUUUGUCAGGUUUUUCUAUUCUGGUGGGGACGUCGCUAUUGUGUCUUACCACAAACCACCAUCGGGUGUCACUACUAUGAAUUAUCUAUAGAUGAUCUAUUUUAUAAGAAUUAUAAGAC